CUUCGAUAGGAUCAAAUUUGAUCAACUCGUAUCUGUUCAUCAAUGAGCAAGAAUCCUUCUGACUUAACGUAUCCUGAACGUGAGUUGCAAUUGGAGCUACGGGAGGAAAUGUCCAUUUCGAGGUGUUUCAGCCGCGCGUCAAGCUCGCGACGUCUCCUUCGCGCGCCUAGUAGAAUCCGGCCAAUACGGUCGCGCGGUUCCCCCCACCCUUUGCGCGCGCAGCCCAUGAGGAAGCACGAAGUGUGGCGAACUUCAGUCUCGAGCCUCGCGUAGAUCGUAACGGACUCGCCUUCCGUGACGCGCUGUCCUUUCGCACUCGACCAGGCCCCAUGGAGAACCGCGGGUCCGACAGCAGGUGUAGUGCAGUGUUCUAGUAAGAACGAGGAGUAAGAAGAGCGAACAAACGACCGCCUCGACGGACGAGAGGCGCAGGAAAGGACGAAAGGCAUGCGACGUGAACACCUACGACUCGAACGGCACGGAAGGUUAGGCGGCAACAUCACGGUAUAGCAACAUAUAUCCUCACGUAUACACCCGCUUGUUUGCUCGACGCGACAGCUCGAGAACCGCGAACGAACUCGCUGUCGUCCAUCACUUGCGAUCGGAGCUAACGAGUCGAACGACGCCCUGCGAAAUCGCCAUUGCGGAACGCGCGAAAAGCGUUGCCGUUCGAAAAAGUCGCGACGUCCGGAACGCGCGUGCGCGCGCACGCGUCAGUUUCAGCUGGUCUGUCAAGUAGAGUCGCGCGCACAAGCGAGACAGAACGAACGACCGGUCGUCGCGAUGGGUGUCGUGCGGAUGGUGUCGUGCAGAUGAUGCGUCGAGCACACGCAUGAACCCCGCUGAGCUCCGUCGGCCUCGCAAAUUCGUUUGAGUUCCCGGAAUUGUCAGGAAAGAGAGAGACAGGGAGAAGGAACACGGUAAAGAAUUAACGCCCGAUCUUUUGGGAUGUCGACGUACAGGAGAUGGACUUUGUGGCCGGCGAGGACGCGCUUUCGACACUUCGCCAAGACGCCGACGAUCCAUCGCAGCUGAGAUCACCGAUGAUCGACCGGGACGAUCGAUCGUGUUGAUCGCGGAACUUCCUUCGGUGAGUUGUGCGCCUCGCGACGCCACUUCGACAUUUGAGCGGCACGAGUUGUCGGCGAGAACGAGUCUGUCAGCGACAGUCACAGAGGGGGAGAGUCUCGAGCUGCGUUUUCGGUGUCGUAACGACUCCGCGAGUAACCUGGAAUUAUCCCCGAGGGCUUCGGAAAAGGAGCAGCAGCCAUGGACUGGAGGGUGGUCGCGUUGGCAUUUCUGGUGAUCACAAUAACGAGGCACAGCAGCAGCAGCGCACACGCAGCCCAGAUACCUCAGCAAUUGCCGACGUCCACCGCGGCGAUAGCGAGUACCGUGCAGAUCGAGUGUGCGAGCGAGUCGAUAAUAGUCCGCAUCUCGACGGAGGGUAACACGGACUUCCACGGUCUGGUGUAUCCGCGCGGGCUCUCGAAGAACAGCUCCUGCCUGCAGGAGUACAGGAGCCAGCCCGCGCCCAUCACCUACAAUCUGCCUCUGAGGUCCUGCAACACUAUGCCUACCGAGCUGGAUGACGGCGGCAUCGAGUACUUCAACACCAUAGUGGUGCAGCCACACUUGAAGCUGGUCACGAACCAGGGCAGAGGUUUCCACGUGAGAUGCAGAUACCAGACGCGCGACAAAGUCGUAACGAACGAUCAGACCCAUGUGGCCAUGCUGCAGUCGUUGCCGUUGCAGGCGACCACUCCGAUGCCGGGAUGCACGAUGAAGAUCUUCAGCGGCGAUCCGACGCAGCAUCACGUGGCGGAGAACGUGAAGAUCGGCGAUCCCCUGACCUUGGUCAUCAGCAUUGACAAGCAAGAAAUGUUCGGCCUGAGGAUAUCCGACUGUCUGGUGCGCGACGGUCUCGGCUGGGGCGAGCAGCGGCUGAUAAACGACGAGGGUUGCCCGAUCGACGGCGAGAUCAUGGGACAGUUCACGUACAACGACGACAAGACGGAGGCCAGGGUGAACUUCCAGGCGCACAAGUUCCCGUACACGGCGAGCGUGUAUUACCAGUGCAACGUUAGGCUGUGCAUCAAGCAUGGCGGAGGAUGCAGUAAUACGCCGCCGUUGUGCAAUUCGAUAGCUAGACGACGCAGGGACACUGCCGAUGACGAUGAGGUGAAGGGUGUCGAAGGCUUGGACGGUACCCCGGCCACGAUCGAGGUUUACAGCGGCCUGUACGUGAACGAAGCCUCGGACAUUGGAUCGAAAUCGGACUUCACCGAUGACGUCUUCAGAGAAAGGGCGAUCGACGAUCCAAACACCAUUUGCAUAUCGCAGAGAAGCUUCGCCAUCGGGAUCGCUAUCGCCGGUCUGAUACUGAUGCUGGCAGUGGUAGCCGCUAUUCUUGUACUGCUCGCCAAGAGGCGACACAAGAGCAUCUCCACGACAGGGUCGUCCAUCUACAGUGGACCCUACACGAACACCGCCUACAGCCACAGUAGUUAAGUCCGCUCGUGAGCGCUCGUUCGCGGCGCGAAGUCUACGCGAGAUCGAGAUAACGAACGCCGCGGCUCUUCGAAGACCUGUCCCGCGAAGGUGUGCGCCGCCGCAGUGUUUUUUGUUCCGCGCGAUAUCUCGAGACAGGUCGCGAGAUGACAAACUCGAUCAGCGAUGACAAUUAAUCAGGCUGCUGAAACUGUUGCUGCUCUCGGCCGCACUGUCGAGAUUCGAGAUGCAACCGGGCGUGGUGAAUAAAACGCGAAUCUCUUGCUCAACUGCCGAUGCUACUACUGCCUGUUGUAUCUUCUUUCUUCUUAAUUCGUGGUCGUCUACGCGACACGCGACGUAUCUACAGUUGGAGUAACGGCGGUACGCUUCGAGGAAGAACUGACGCCAGUUGUUCCCUCGACAUUGAACUCCUUCCUGUUUUUCCUCCUUCUCCUUUGUCACACGGUCGACACGGUCGUCCUUUUGAACGAGAAGAUUUGUCUCGUGUUCAGAGCGCGGAACCUUCACGACAGUCUCGAUAAUAUGUGAAGCAAAUUUCGAUGGAUCUACAUUUAAGCUCUACGGCGUAAUAUUCCGAUGAGACACGAGUAAUUUGAUGUGAUAAAAGUGUAGAGAUGUAAAAAUUGUUAUUAGAAUCGAAAUAGUCUUAGCAAGGGAAAGUGGUGAUUUGAAAAAUUGCGCUUGAUGCGCGAACGCAUUAUUGAGACCUGUCUGGAACAGGAUUACGAACUUCUCGUUUUCUCUUCUUUUUUUUCUUUUCCUCUUAUUUUUGUUAGAAUAAUCCGCUAGCCUCAUCUUCACUCCCGAACCGCUGUCGUGCUAGAAAACGAGAAGUUGUGCUCGGAAUAACGAUCGUUCGCCGGCGCUUCGUUCACAGCGCGACGAGCUGUAUACUUUAGCGAAACUCUCACCCGUUAAUUCCGAUCGCGCACGUCUAACAAAACCGACGCGUCUCACCCUCCGAAUCGAAACGCGUCUAAUAUAUAUACCUACCUACGUAAUACUACUAUACUGUACACUAGUCCGGUAUACGCUGUCCUACCUAACACACACACACACACGCACGCACAGAGGACACGCGAGAGUACCGUGCAGCCCCGCGUGCGCGCGUCUCAAUAAUUUAACUCGAUUACCCGCGCAAACUCACUGUAGCGUUUUAAGGUGAAGUCGACGCCACGCGAGCUCCCGACUCGAUCAAAUACUCCGGUGAUACGUCGGCGGCGUUAUCACUCGUCUACACUCGCAGCAUCACCGCGCGCAAUUGUUCCCGGCAUCCACGCGAUCGACCUCUUCGUCCUCUCGAGAGCGGUCUCCGAUUCGUAUCCCUCUGGAAUGUCGCUGCAAAUACUCCGAGUCACCGUUACACGCGACUUAACAUGCGCGGCGGAAUUUUCGAGCUGUUUGUGUUUCCGAUCACGUUGCAAGUGGCAUGUUAGCGUUAAUUCGACUCUUCAGAUUCACGAAUGACGGGGAAUUCGAUCUGCCAAUGUGAUAAUGCAUCAUAUUAAAUUGUCUCUUCUCUUAAACGAUGUAGAAACGGAAAUAGAGGCAAUAGUAAAUCGAGUAACAGCAGAGGUAUUAAUUCUAUUUUGUAUAAUGUAGUGUUAAUAUGAUGUCUGUUAUGUCAACAACGAUAUUUGUCGAAUGUGCCAACCACUCAUGUUUCCGAGCGUGAUCGGAAACGCAUUUAUGAUAUAAAGCUUAAUGAUAAUAAUGAGAGAAAACGCAACGGUUCAACAGAAUGCAUUGUUGGCACUGGUGAGCUUCCGAAGCUGUGUGCGUGAGUGUGUGUGCGUGUAUGAAUGGAUCAUUGCCGUCGUAGAGAUGCUCGUACACUCAAUUGCAUCAUAGUGAGCUGAUAUAAAAUGAUGACUCUUUCUAAAAAAAAUUCUCCCCGCUAAUCACACUCCAAAUCACACUCCGGUAAUGUCUACGACGUUGCGAUGCUCGAGUGAAUGAUAAGUACAUGAGCUCGGUUCGGAGCGUACACUCAGAUCUGUAAUUCGUUGCGACGCUUAAACGUGUUAAUGUUAAUUAGUCUAAUUGAAACGAGGUGCUGCUCCAAUGUCGGAAUUCCUCCGGGAACACUCGCGCUUGGAGUGUUCGGUCGAUCUCGGGCGAGAACGAUUCUCGCGGGUGGUUCGAUCAAUUCAACAAUUCUUCGGGUUUGUCGGACCUAAUCGACGUGUGGCGAGGAGGAUACCGACAUCGUGCCAGCGUUGGUAGGAGCGUUUAGAUUUUAACUGACAAAGACAAGGAACUUACUGCCAACUACGCGCAGUCGCGUAACGUGGGUCCAACGUGGUGGUGGGUACAUGAUCAUAAAAUUUACAUUUAAAGAGGAAUCAACACGCGCGUAACGUAACUUGGUAACUCAUAAAGCGCUAAUACGCUAAGCCGCCGCCGCGCAGGCGGCGGAGUGUGGUGUAGUUUUUUUUUCUUCCGGAAACGAGAGAGAGAGAGAAGUAAUAAUGUAUGCGACAGCUGCUCCGGAUGGACCCGACGGUGCGUCGAAUGAGACGCGACGCUGACGCCAAGUGAGCGCCGUCAUGCUUUUGCGAUGGAAGAGCAUUUCACCGAUUAGUCUGGAGGCUGUUCUAUAUGCGCGGCGAAUGCAAUGCUCACGUAUAUCUUAUUGGCGUAAAAGCUCCUUAAAGAUUUUGGUCUCUCGCACUAUCUUUUUUUUAAUGACAGAAGCGAGAAAAUGCAUGCUAAAAAUUCUUGCGAAAUACGUUAAAAUAAAAAUAUAUAUCCAUAAAGUAACACUUGCAAUCGAUUAAACAAAUUUAUAAGAUAUUCCGUGCAUUCCCCUUUUGCUCUAACAAUCAAUACUUUAUUGUAAAUUAACAUGGCAUACAAUUCAUCUUCUUAUUUCUUUUCUUUUGCCUGGAAAGGCAGUUACACAGGUUCGCCAAUGCCCAAACGCUUUUUACACGAACACCAAGAUUCUUGUCGGAGGCUAUGCAAACCAUGUCAAGUCUAAGAUAUAAGAUUUGACUAUGAAUAUCAGCCUUAGUAUAAUAAUAUUAAGAUCAUGCACUUAAAAAUAUCUUACAAUUAGUCGUGUACAUUUUCAAUAUUAAAACAUAGAUAAAGUACCCACAUUUUGCUCGAAUUUCGGGAAACAAACGCGCUGAUUGCGAUUUACAAUCGUCAUAAUUACAGACGUUAAAUGAUGUCUUGUUUGCUGGGAAGUAAUACGCAAUCGAUU
Messenger RNA from Odontomachus brunneus, 5725 nucleotides. RefSeq lists its product as uncharacterized. The transcript is spliced from 10 exons. The coding region runs from base 1270 to 2511 and encodes 413 amino acids. The record is from RefSeq and is a predicted model, not a curated record. NCBI's taxonomy places the organism in Eukaryota, Metazoa, Arthropoda, Insecta, Hymenoptera, Formicidae.